This is a messenger RNA of Corticium candelabrum, 1617 nucleotides long. RefSeq names its product serine/threonine-protein phosphatase 6 regulatory ankyrin repeat subunit C-like. Gene Ontology annotation, biological process: protein localization to ciliary inversin compartment. The record is from RefSeq and is a predicted model, not a curated record. Gene Ontology annotation, molecular function: protein binding. The coding region runs from base 148 to 1530 and encodes 460 amino acids. Lineage: Eukaryota; Metazoa; Porifera; Homoscleromorpha; Homosclerophorida; Plakinidae. The transcript has 3 exons. Gene Ontology annotation, cellular component: ciliary inversin compartment.
UUGUUGCGUGUAGACAAGCGUCACAGUUUUCUAGUUUUCUCGCUUCAACCGAGCGUCAAUAUCCUACCGAGUUACCUGGAUAUAUCAUCUUCAGGAGAUUUACCCCGUUAGACACGUUUCUGUCGACGGAAAGCAACAAAAAUUUCGAUGUCAUUCUCAAGUUUCUUUAGUGGAUCGGAUGAGUCAUCUUCCCAGUCAACGUUUCGCCCCACGGCUACGUCUUCUACAGCCGCGUCGACGUCGACGUCGUCCGUCGCGGUAUCUCAACCAUCUAACGCCUCUCUACCUCAACUCACUUCAAUCUCAAUCGAACUGAUCAAUGCAGCAGAGAGAGGCGACAUUGGCGCCGUGCGUCGAUGCCUGAGGGAGAACGCAGACCCGAACGCGUUGGCUGGCGAGAUGAGACGAAGCAGCAUGCAUCGCAGCAGUGCAUAUGGACAUGUCGAUGUCGUGCGGCUCUUACUCGAUGCAGGAGGAAGGACGGAUCUUAAGUCAUUGCCUGGUCGGACUCCAAUGCAUGAGGCUUGUGUGUGUGGGCACGUGGAGGUUGUCGAGCUCCUCGCCGUGAAUUCGGACGUCAUCGACCUUGCAGAUCGAGAACGACGGACGCCUGCUCACGUGGCUGCGUUUCACGGCGAAGCUCAAUGUCUGGACAGUCUGUGCAAGCAUGGAGCGGAUGCCUCACUUGAAGACAGGCAUGGCUGCACGCCUGCGCAUCUCGCCGCUCAGAAUGAUCAUGCGGUCGCUCUACAGUGUGUUAUGGAUCGAGGAUUCGAUGCUGAUUCGAGAGAUCGACAAGGCAGGACGCCGGCGCAUUAUGCGGCUAAAGGAGGGAGUAUGGAGUGUUUGAGAUUGAUGGUGAGGACGGUUGUGGAUGUGACGUGUGGUGAUGCGUUGGGGCUGCAGCCAGUGCACGUGGCUGCGUCGAGUGAUAAGUUGGAGGGCAUGAAGUAUUUACUCGAGCAUGGAGGAAAUGUGGGGAGUGUUGACAAACAGGGAAGGACAGUGCUACAUAUGGCUGCUCAUGGAGGUGGACAAGAAUGCCUUCAUUGGCUUCUACAGUCUGGAGCCGAUCCAAAUGUCAGAGACUCCUCCGGAGCAACCCCUGCUCACCUCGCUGCAGCAAACGGUCACAUCCAGUGCGUCAACUGUCUCAUCCACCACGGUGCCACGCCCUCCAUACUCAACUCACGAGGAGACGACGUUCUCGCGACCGCCAAACGCCACCGACACCCAGUCGCCGUCAGCAGAGCAAUAAACAACGAAGUGAAAUGCGCGCUCUGCGAAAAACAGAGAAAACGAAGAAUCCGGGAAAUAGCCAACAGACCGACUUCAAUUGAGUCAAAUAUAAAUCACUCACAGUCGACAAUAUUCAAGGCAUUUGCGCUUGACAAGGAGGCUGGUGGACAGGCGAGACGUAGCGUCGACGGCUUGCGGAAGAAAACCGGAAAGAAAGAGGAUGCGACUCGAUUGCCGAGACGAGAAAUGGCGGCGAAAUAUUUCGGAGAACAAUUUAGUGAUUUUGUGUAAUUUUAAUGAUAUAGAAAACGUUACUUUUGUUGUUUGACUGAAUGACACGUUCACUUGUCGAAGAGCGCUCUCAGAAUCGCAUGAUAA